Spirometra erinaceieuropaei is the source of this 7544-nucleotide messenger RNA. Lineage: Eukaryota; Metazoa; Platyhelminthes; Cestoda; Diphyllobothriidea; Diphyllobothriidae. The record is from the annotation of a GenBank genome assembly.
AUGCUUUCACAUACUUUUAGAGGAGUUCUUUGUGGCUGUCCUUUCAAGUUAGUCAAACGUUGUGCCUCUUCGCAGUUUGUUGUAAGUCAUUUACCUUGUUAAGUAUUCAUUUUCAGCACCGUGAUAGCAGUAAUAAUAAUCGAACUGUCAAGUUUGAGUUUACUCCUGAAAAUCGGAAACGGCUGGAAAGCGUACUGGCGCAGUAUCCACCUGCUCACAGGUCGGCUGCAAUAAUGCCAGCCCUAGAUAUAGCACAAAGGCAACACGGUUAGUUGGAAAACCCAAAAUGAGAGUCAUUUGUAGGCUGGCUGCCUCUGAGUGCCAUGGCCAAAGUUGCGGAGUAUAUAGGCGUCCCCGAGAUUCGCGUUUUUGAAGUCGCAACAUUUUACACAAUGUUUAACAGGUAAGAAUUCGUUUUCCUUUCCAGUUUCCUGGCAUGUUUUCCCACCAAACAUGUGGUCUGGUGUUAACUCAUGUGCCAUUCGAAUCACCCCGCACUCGUUGGUCCUCACAUGCCCACGCAUUCUCAUAUUCGAUCCUCGAUGCGUUGAGUUACUCCACCCUUACCUGUUGCUCGUUAGUUUGGGUUUUUUUCGCCGCAAUAUCUCUAAAGUUUUGGGAGCGCACUUUUGGUUCCCUUUUGACAAGUAAAUGGACAUUUACAAAGUAAAUAGGUGCUCAAUUACUAUUCAGUGUGGUAGCUUUGGUUCGAUCUGUAGGUCGUCCGGCCAUUUAGUUGGAAUACUACUGAUCAAGGACGCUAGAUGGGCCUAAGUGGCCAUUGGAAUCAUCCUGGCCCCCUGGAUGACGAGUUUGACCGUUGGCAUAGACAUCGAAUUCCCCUCCACGUCACCGUUUAGCUAUUAGUGGAACAUCCACUACCAGAAUCUAAUCGUCAAGUAAACGGACUCUUGCGCUUAGUAAAUAAGUUUUCACGGACCGGUGUCACUAGUACUACCAGAAUAUUGAAGACGGGUCUGGCACCGAAAAGUCUCAAUGAUGGUUCUGUAACCUGGUGACCGUAAACCGCCAUUAAGUAGGCUCUCGUGUCAGUGCCUCACAGCGUUUUAUUUCCAACGUGCUCAAAGUUAGGUGGGAUAACCUCGAGCCAACAAUUCCGGUGGCUGUCGAGGACACUUGUGCAGGAAAUUGACAGUACUGACUAUUUAGACCUGCUAGGCCAGGCAUGAUCAAAGUCGUAUUGGACACGUAAAUAGUCACUCAACUAAGUUGCUUAGAGUUCAGCGUUCCGCACCAUAGCUUUAUUCUUGAUGCCUUUUUUGUCUCUCUCUGACGGUUUCCAUCCAGACAUUUUAGUUUGCAUCUUCAAAGUUUACAGACUAGAGUAUAUAAUUGUUUUCACGCCGUUUUGAAUAUGUUCUGUUUAACUAAUUACACACUCUUCCAACAUGCGUUUUUUUAUUAUUCUCCCUCCAAUUCUGUGAUUACCAUUCCGCCAUAUGGUUAAUGGUACUAUUAACACAAGUAUGUCUUGAACGCCGAACUCUUUCGCCAUCGCCCUGGUCUCGUGUCACACUCAACGUGCACACCGCGCCACCUGGUGCACUUUUUCCUUUACAUACUUGUGGCAUGACCGCUGAGAGUGGUAACUGUCAUGAAAUACUAGUGUUAAUCGAUUUCUACUUACAUCGUCAGAAUUCUUAAGGCCAUCUGUAAUCGUGGCGUUACCAUUACUUUCUCACCUGUGCGUCACUUCCUCUUUAUUUGCAACCUGUUCAGGUUGGUUACCUAGGAUGUAUUGUCGAAUUAAGUCGUGUUGAAAAUAUUACAUUUGUGUAUUGACUUAAGCGGUCGCAGUCAUGUUUCGUUGCCGCUAAGUGAGCGAUGUCAGAUUAGACCCAGAACCAUCGUCUUUCUUAAUUACGGAUCCGGUUGUCGCGGUUAAUUCACGUGUUUCUUUUCUAUUUCAUGCUCGAAGAGACCAAUGUGUUUUUCAUUCUCUGAAUUGUUUUUUUUUCAGAAAACCUAUGGGCAAAUACCACGUACAAGUUUGCACAACCACCCCCUGCAUGCUUGGUGGUGUCGGGUCGGACGUUAUCAUGGAAGCAGUGACAAAAAAACUUGGUUCGUUUUCCUAGAUCUCAGUCAUUUCCAGUCUCCCAAGUGAAGAUCAGGUCCUGUAGCCAACUGAACUAAGAUAUCUCUAAAAAUUUCAUUUUUUAGAAUUACGACGCACUUCUGCUUAUAAGUUACUAAACGUCUUUGCGUUUUCUAACCUGCCUGUGGACAUAUUUUCGAAUACGAGCGGCCGCUUCUGCAAGUGCUGCCGUUAGUAUUUUAGAAUGCAGCGCCCAUGCUGUCCAUGAGGAGCAACUUAAAGUUUCUGUAAUAAACGGUUGGUUCACCACGUAGGGGACUCAGAAUUAGCCCUUGUGUGUUCUGCUUGCACCUUCGUGUCUUUGUUUCGGUCAUAUAACUGAAAGGUUCUCAUCCCAACAUUAUUCCCAGUGCCGUCUACAUUCGACUUGUCUUGACUUACUUCGUCUUCUCUUCAUCGACAAUAAUGGGACACUGUUAGUCCUGCAUCCUACACCCUUUUUCUGUUCAUUAUGAUUUCAAAUAAUUGGUGAACCAGCCGUUUCAUCGUAGUGCACGUGACAUUACCAAUGGCGGAUCAACCUAUCAAGCUUUUUUUUGCCUUAUUAGCUUGAAAUGGCGAUUAUAUUCCACAAUGCGGACCGAUGGCCGUGGGUGCAUACCCUUUGGUAUCUGGUCCCAUUGGCCCACAACUCGCCUUCUAGCAGUUUCUCUUCAUCACCGAUAGGCCACGUAGCUCUGUCGCUUUUGUGUUGUUGCAUUUUGGGAAGCCAUCCAAUUGUUGUUACGGGAAAAUAUAAAAGUUCAAGCAGGUAUUCCACUAGAUCAGAUGAUACCAACAAAGACAAGGGAGACCUGGAAUGGCCAUUUCUGGCUUAUUAGCCGUCAUCAGCCAGCCAUACCCAACCCCGAGUGUGGAUCACUUGAGAUUCGAAUCCGGGAUCUUUGAUCAUGGAGUUUGACAUUCUACCAUUCAGCCACGGGCCCGUUGUCUUGUCGAUUGCGAUCGUUAAUAUAAAUUAUGACAGAUGGGCGCUCACCGAUCAGGUUACGGAACAUGCUCGUUCCGUUGUGCUUUGGACUCACACUAAAACCCUCUCAGGCAGUCGCACAGCGACUGGUAAUAGGAGUACAUGAGAUGAUGCCGAUCACAACCGACAGGAAAACAGGCCCGUUGCUCAAUUAUGGUACAGUGUCCAACUCCAUGACCAAAGAUCCCGGGUUCGAAUCUCAAGUGAUCCAAACUUGUGAUUGGGUAUGACUGGCUGAUGACGGCUAGUAGGCCAGAAAUGGCCAUUCCGGUCUUAAUUGCCUUUGUCUGUAUCAUCUCAUCUAUUUCUACUGUCAGUCGCUAUGCGACUGCCUGCACGAGUUCUAAUAUGAGUCCAAAGGCACAACGGAACGAGCAUGUUCCGUAACCUAAUCGGUGAGCGCCCAUCUGUCAUAAUUGGUAUUCUACUACAUAUAAGCAUCAUUUGUUACCAUAGAUGCUUUAACGGGUUCAAUGCUGUUAUUUAGUGCGGUUUGGCUUAAAGUGUUGUUUGAUUUAGCUAUUUAAUUAUAACUUAAACAUUACGAUGUCAUAUGUCAAGACAAUGCUUAGCAUAAUACAGAAUCCGACCGACGCCUUUGUGCAUUAUUACCAGCAGUAAACAUCUUGGGGUGGUGAAAGGAUGGUACUUUUUUAAUGAUGUGACCGUAUUGUAAUUUUAUUCUUAGGUAUCCAACCCGGCCAGACAACUGAAGACAAGUUUUUUACUCUUUCGGAGGUCGAGUGUCUUGGCGCCUGUGCGAAUGCACCGAUGAUGCAAAUCAAUGAUGAUUAUUAUGUAGGCUUUUUCCGCAGAUUGUUUACAAUAGCUAUCAUCCCGUCUGAUAACUUUCGCAGAUCUUGAUUAUGAUCGGCUUAUAAUGCCUGUUUUCAUUUUCCUUUAGAGACUGAGCCUCACUCUUAAGAUAGUUUAAGCGAAAAUGACUUGGUUUUUCGUUGAAGCCCCUGCCGCGUCCACAGGUAAAAUUUCACUCCUUCCUCAAAUACCUUCCUUACGCUCUCUGCGUAUCCCUGUGGACGAAACCUCGCCAGUUGGCCGGUCAUGAAAGUCUUAGGUGAAAAACCGCACUCCAGACUAGAUCAAAGCACCUCGCCUUACCUGCCCGCACCUCCCCCCUUAGGCUACCUAUUGGUCUAGUCCACAAAACGCGCAUACACGCCAGCAACGUCACACCAUGCCUCUCUCCAACAGGUAUCCGGUCCGCCUUGCUAUCGCCUUUAUUUCGGUGGAAAUAUUGCGCGUUAGUGCAUAUACAUCUUACGUAGUGGAGUAGUGGAGACUAGGUUGCGUGUAGCACGAGCAGGUAGCCUGCUUAGCUUUGUGAGCGACCGCUUCUAAUCAUAAACAGUUGUUUGACAGGCCCGAACAGUCGACUGAAGCAUGGGAGAGGGAAAAGAGAAAGUGAAUGCUACACUACGGAAUCCGUCCUCACGGAAUAUUUGCGCGUUACUUACCGCAAUAAAUGUGACGUGGUUAAAUAUGUCAUGACGCUCUAAGGGUCGUGGCUUGGAACGCUGCCGAGUAACCGGAUAACAAAGUCCCCGUGGGAGUAUUUUGUAGUGAUUGGAGGGGUGAGAGUCCGGCUUCAGUGGUUGCUCCUCAGUGGGAGCUUUAUAACACUCGGGGAUACGAAGUCUGGGACGUCCUUAUAGAGGUCUAGUACACGUAAUGGGGACCAGAUCGUGUGCGGCACGCGUAGACGAGCUAUUUGGUCUAGUCAGCUACAGCGUCCACAUCCACAUCCGGCCGUUUUGAUGCAUUGCCUUGCCAUCGGAUCGAAGUUAGUUCGUGGAGAGGGAGUGUGGUGGCUGCUGCGCGAGCCUGCCUCAUAAACUAAUAUGCGCGCAAGUCACUGGUGCCACACACACUUUGUGGUGCACUCGGUAGACGUCGGGCAACCAUUUGCAAGUAUGUCACAUUCUGAGUUGCGCGAUAAUAUAGAGCCUGUGUCAUUUGAUUUAACCGGUAGCUUUGUCUUUACACCAUUAUAUUUAUGUGGCGGGGGCGAAAUUUCCGAAAUUCGUUAUCGUUAGGCAUGUUCGGGUACUUGAACCUGCACAGGGACUUCCUGGUUCGUAGUUAAGCUGUAAAUGCCAGACUUAUUUACGUUUACAGUCCUAUGCAUCCCCUCCAACGUUUGGCGUGUAGGACAACUUCCAAGGGGGUUUCGAUUUCGUCAAGCUUUUUUAUGUAAACCUAAAACAUGCGCCCUCCAAAAAAGGUGACUUUUGUCUUUUUGUAAAUGGUUCGUAGAAAGUUUGCCUUCUCGUUACACAUCAUUCCUACCUCUUCUCGACUGAACCAACUGCUUUACCUGACGAACGAAACCGGAAACAAGUUUGUAAAUCUCUUCUUGAUUUCUUCAUAUGUUCCCUGCAAUAAGCUUCCAUAUGUACUUUCCGCCAUGCUUAGGAGGAUUUAACCCCAGAGGAUGUUGACAAAAUCCUGGAUGAUCUAAGGCAGGGUCGAUCGCCAAAGCCUGGUCCACAGUGAGUGCCUACCCUAUUCUGUACACAUUUUACAACCAUGUACUAAUUAUCUUGAAGCACUGUCGAAAUUAAGAAUUGGGAAGACGGUUGAGAAUAUGGAGACGCGGUCGCUGGAAUAGCUUAUUCACUCGACUUUUCAUACUUCACUUGAGCCCAUUAACAGAGACAGUUACGUCUCGUAAUGGCUUCAUGUGUUAGUUUGAAACGUUAGGCGAAUAAAACUAUUAUCUCAGCAAUCACGUCUCCAUAUUAUCAGACAUUGCAGUGUGAUUAUUUUUGCUCAUUUUAACGUCAUACGCAGUUGUUACUUAUGUUUCUUGACACAGCUCUGUGCAUGUCUGGUCUAGCCUGUUUUCACGGUUUCGUGUAUAUUGCCUCCAAAGACGGCAGCCUGCAACAGCGGAUCAGAGAACUUUACUAGGCCGAAUGCCGGAGGCCAAAAAGCAACGUCAAUAACUCGAGGGACCUGAUCGAGCCAAGUUUUUCGCUUGUCUCCUAGUUACCUUCACUGAUUUAACGGCGUUGAGUUUAGACCAACAACACUCAUAUCGGCAGAAUAACAUUACCGACAAAAACAAUGUAGACUGGCAUGGCUAUUUCUGGCUUAUUAGCCGUCGUCAGCCAGUCAUACCCAGCUAAACGGGACGAGUAAGUCCCUUAACACGAUUGGCGAGCGUCCCUCUACCAUUGUAUAUUUCCGAUUGCAACCGACAGGACAACGAGCCCGUGGCUCAGUGGUUAGAGGCUUUGGACUUCUAACAAGCAGGUCGCGGGAUGGAGCCCCAGGUGUUCCACACUUCGGUGUUGGGUAUGACUGGCUGGCGACGGUUAACAAACCAGAAAUGACCAUUCCACUCUCCCUUGUCUUUGUCGGUAAUGCUAUUCUGCCUAUAUCAUGCGCCGAUGUGUGGCUGCUGGUUGGGCUCAAAAGUGAGCCCUAAGGCACAACAGGACGAGUGAGUUCCGUAACACGAUCGGCGGGCGCUCCUCUACCAUUGAACACUGAUAUCAAUGGACCAUCGACAGAAAACGUACAAAACUGACGGCAACUAUAUUUUUUCGACAGUCGUAUAUCCUUGUGACGUUGUCGCAUCGUGUGUUGACUGUCUCAUUCGACAAAAACUUUGGGGUUCAUUUGUCGUUUCUGCUACCAGCUUUUACAGUUCCGCAAACUUUGGUAAGAGUGUACACCGAUCUAAGCCAAGUGGAGGAAUUGGUACGUGACGUUUGGGCGACCUGUCGUGCAUCACUACAUCCUUUUCGUUAAACACGUAAGUACAAGAAGCUACUCUUUAUUAGCUAGUCCUGCAUGUAUAAUGCGCCAGUUUCGAAAUUUCAAGCGAUUAAUGGUUAACUGCCUUUUCUACUUGAACCUUUCAAGUAAAAACCAUGGGUUGUUUCUACUGCGAUCGGAUGAUAAACGCUUCGCGACGCAAUGUGCUAAAGAACUAAAUGCGCAAAGUUUAGUCAUUGGCAGAGAUGAAUCCGUUACUGAAGGCCUACUAGCAUUUGUCCUACGGAGACGUGCCCCCAUACCCUAACAUCGUUUGUCGUGACAAAGGAAACUAUGGGAAGUCGCUUGUACUUGGCUGAACAAGCUUUCGAUAGCAGUCCCCAGCACUAAUUGGCUUAUAGACACUAGUGCCCUCUUCACGGGGCUUGUUUCAAGUACUGUAUGCAUUCUCUCUCCCCGUCUACACUAACGUGACUAAGUGUCUUCACUGUGUAUAAAUCUUGGUUAUCUUUUUAGGAGUGGACAAAAUCACCGAUGUUCCUGCGAACCAAAGGGUGGACUAACUAGCCUCACUUCUCCAUCGCCUCCACUCGGCUUCAAGUUGCAGGCAGCUUUGAAAUAAGCAAUGCGCUAGGGGCUACCUCUUAUUAUUUUUAGUUUCGCUUUCCAAUCCAUGUACCCCAUCGUCUCCGUUGUUGCCUGCUUAAAUAA